This is a messenger RNA of Trichoderma atroviride IMI 206040, 2745 nucleotides long. The record is from RefSeq and is a predicted model, not a curated record. NCBI's taxonomy places the organism in Eukaryota, Fungi, Ascomycota, Sordariomycetes, Hypocreales, Hypocreaceae.
AUGCGCCAGUUUUCGUUGGCUUCGCUUUCUCUCCUGGCGAGUUGCGUCAGCGCACAGCACAUUUUUAAUCUCAGUGAUGUCUCGUGGACGGUGAGCAAUGGCGUCAAUGCCACUGUGCCUGGCAAGCUGCCUUCACAUGCUCACAUUGACUUGCUGGCUGCCGGCGUCAUUGAAGAUCCCAUUUAUGGCUUCAAUGAGUGGAAUCAAUUUUGGGUUCAGCGGAUGAACUGGACAUAUACAUCUGGGCCCAUCAAAGGACUGAAAUCUCAAAAAGGGCUUACAUCAUGGCUCGUCUUUGAAGGCCUUGACACCUUUUGUGAAAUCAAGCUCUGCAAUCAGACAGUCGGCAAUACCAAAAACCAGUUCCGCAAGUACACAUUUGAUGUCAGCGACAUUUUGCCAAAAUGCUCUGGAGAUCCAGUCUUAAGCUUGAACUUUGGCUCGGCAAGCAAGAUUGUUCUCGACAUUGCGCAGAGAAGUGAUCUUGAAUUCCAAGGCCGAGUCUACAUGCGAAAAGAGGAAAGCGAUUUUGGAUGGGAUUGGGGCCCGCAGUUUGCUCCAGCCGGGCCAUGGAGACCAGCAUAUAUUGUGCAAAAGGCCAAGGCCGAUCCUGUUUACAUCACUAACACGGCGAUUGACAUCUUUCGUCAAGGCCAAAUGCCCAACCUAUCGCCCGAUCAGUCAAAGCCAUUCGUCUUCAACGCCAGCAUCGAUUAUAUCGGCACGCUUCCCAAGAACACGCAGUUCCACUUGAAGAUUGUCGACAGCAAGGGCCAUACGCUCAAAGAGGCCAGUCUAGCUGGAAUAAGCCAGUCUAACGGCACCAUCACCGGCAAUACUGUUAUUGGCAACAAUGUGAAUCUUUGGUGGCCUUCUGGCUACGGCGAGCAGCCCCUGUACACGGCAACGCUCUCCCUCAUCAACUCUGCAUUCUCCAAGCCUGCCACGGUUACCAAGCGAGUUGGUUUCCGAACCAUUGUCUUGAAUCUUAAUGCCAUUACCGCUGAAGACAAGGCCAAGGGCGUUGCCCCCGGAGCCAGCUGGAAGUUUGAGAUUAAUGGCCACGAGCUAUAUGCCAAGGGCUCCAACUUUGUGCCUCCAGACAUCCUGUGGCCUCGUGUCAACCAGACCAAGAUCAAGGAAACAUUUGAGCUGGCCGUAAACUCGCACUUCAAUAUGAUGCGGAUCUGGUCUUCGGGAGCUUACCUCCCAGACUGGGCGUACGACUUGGCUGAUGAGAUGGGUUUGCUGCUGUGGUCUGAAUUCCAGUUCUCGGUGGCCUAUUUUCCCGCAACUUCCGAUUUUCUUGAGGAGUACGAGGCAGAGGUCUACUACAACGCUCGUAGAGUCAACCACCAUCCGAGUCUGGCGCUGUGGGCUGGUGGCAACGAGCUGGAAUACCUCAUCUAUGGCUGGUGGCUCAAUCCCCGGGACAACCCCCAGCUCGAAAACUACGAGACCAUUUUCCAGCAGCAUAUUGCCAAGUGUGUCUACGCCAAUACUCACUCCAUCAGCUACAUUCCUUCUUCAACCUAUCACGGCUACACAUCGCUCGACUUCAACUCGGUCAGUCCUCAGACGUCUCGAUACGACUAUAUGGAGAGCCCUGAUGCGCUAUACGCCGACACCGACUUUUACAACUACGACGGAACUAUUGCUUUUCAGUACAGCGGUUAUCCCGUUGGUCGUUUUGCUGACGAGUUUGGAUUCCCCUCCAUGCCCUCGGUCUACUCCUGGCAAGAAGCCAUCCCCGAGAGCGAAUUCUACUUUGACUCAUCAUAUGUGCGGCACCACAACCGUCAUCUCAGUGGCGGCAGCGACUUUUUCUCUUCUUCUGCGGGUGGAAUCAACCAAUUCACAGAUAGCAUUAAGCUCUGGUACCCGUUGCCCCAGCUGCAGGAUCCCGUAGCCAACUUCACUGCCUGGACGUGGACCUCUCAGGUGUUCCAGGCCGACUAUUACCAGGCUCAGAUUGCUUUUUAUAGGCGAGGAUCCGGGCUUUCUAACCGCCAGAUGGGCGCUCUAUACUGGCAGUUUAACGACAUCUGGGUUGGCCCGACCUGGUCCAGCACCGAACACAGUCUGCGGCAAAAGGUGGCCUAUUAUGCUGCCAAGGACAUCUUCAACCCUGUCAUUGUCUGGCCCUUUUACGACGAGGCUACUGAUGUCUUGGAGGUUUGGGUCGUGUCUGAUCUGUGGCAUAAGGUUUCUGGGACCGCCUCGUUCAAGUGGGUUGACUGGCAGGGCAAUGCUCUCGAUGUUGAUCCGCCCGUCCACGUUAAUCCAGCUCACGAUGGAUCAUUCAACGUCAAAUUCGACGUACAACCAAUCAACGCCACUCGUUUGGUUACAUACCCUGCUCUGUCCACCUUUUUCGCCUGCAAGAACCCAACUUCAAACGCUCUGCUUUCAAUUUCCGUCGAGGCUGGCGGAUACACUCACUCGACGUUUUUCCACCCGCAAAGCCUUCGCUUGAACAGCAUUGCCGAUCCGGGCCUGGUAAUGACAAAGUCCCUUCGUGGAAGUAAAGCUCAAUUCAAGAUUACGGCUACAAAGGGCGUGGCAGCUUGGGUUUGGCUGGACUAUCCCACAACGGUAAGAGGAUACUUUGACCAGAAUGGCUUCUGGCUGAACAAGGGCGAGAGCCGCACGGUUACUUUCAGUGUGUGGGAUGAUUGGUCAAAGGGUGCUUGGAUCAAUGAUGUUGUGCUUAGAUCAAUCUAUGACAAUGUAGAAAAGUCAUAG